CUCCAAUUCAACACACACAAGACAACAACAGUCAAGAAAAAAAUAACAAGAUGGUCAAAGUUCUCCUUUUCGGUGUUACAGGCGUUAUUGGAAGAGAGGUAGCCAGAUCCUUUGUGCGAAGAGGACAUGAAGUCUAUGGCGUAACUCGCAGUGAAAGCAAGAUCAAAGAACUUUUACAAGAAGAGAUCAAUGGUGUAGUCGGUGACGCGGCCGAUCCAUCCACAUGGACUUCCCUCCUUGAACACGUCAGUGUCAUUAUCGACACGUCGGCUGGCUACAGUGAUCCCACCAAGGCUGCCUAUAAGUUACUUGAGGACAUUACAUCCGCAGUCAAGCAGUAUCCUAAAAAGCGAUUCACCUUCGUUUAUACCUCUGGACUAUGGGUAUACGGCGAGGGUCUCGGCAAAACAGUGGAUGAGACUUCGCCAACAAAUGCUAUCAAAGCUGUUAGCUACCGACCAGAGUUUGAGCAAAAGGUGAUCGAAAGCACUGCAUUUGAUGGUCUCGUCCUUCGACCUGGCUUGGUCCAUGGCCGAAGCGGAUCUAUCUUCGGCGUAUGGUUUUCACAAGUUGAAACUGGGUCUGUUACCUUGAUAAAUGACGAUCAAACACGCAUUGGACCUAUCCACGCCGACGAUCUAGCGGAGACUUAUGUCAACGCCGUCGAGCGCAUCCAAGUGACAAAAGGACAAAUCUUCAAUCUCGCUAACCGCCAAACUGAGAACGUGACGGAUGUCAUCAAGGCCAUGGCGCGAGCCGCUAACGUUGAUGUUAAAAUCACCUAUCAAAAAGCCACUAAUCCAUUUGAGGAGGCUCUUGGCUUACAUGGUCCCACCUUUGAUGUCAGCAAGGCUAUUAGCGUUUUAGGCUAUGAGCAGCGUCGCCCAGGUGUAGUGGACGGUAUGAAUCGUUAUUACAAGAGCUGGAAGGCUCAUCAGCAGUAGCAGAAUCAUGCCCUUCUGAUUAGAUGACAAAGUACUACAAAGAUUUUUUUUCUUCGGUUACAUUGAAAUAAAAUAAAUAUUGGGGUAACGUGGUCGAUCCCACACCGCUGCCAUCUCGUGACAUGGUAUAUGGGAUGAGGUUUUAUU
Messenger RNA from Umbelopsis ramanniana AG, 1091 nucleotides. RefSeq lists its product as uncharacterized. The record is from RefSeq and is a predicted model, not a curated record. NCBI's taxonomy places the organism in Eukaryota, Fungi, Mucoromycota, Umbelopsidomycetes, Umbelopsidales, Umbelopsidaceae. The transcript has 2 exons. Bases 51 to 944 code for a protein of 297 amino acids.